Molecule: messenger RNA, 531 nt
Organism: Lachancea nothofagi CBS 11611
Lineage: Eukaryota; Fungi; Ascomycota; Saccharomycetes; Saccharomycetales; Saccharomycetaceae
Source: the annotation of a GenBank genome assembly
AUGAACCAUAGACGAAGCACACCACGAGGCCCGCUGAAUGGCUCCAGCACAUUCAAAAGCUCUAACGUGGAGAAUGGAAAUCUGCAAAAGGAAUUAUUAGAGGAAAACAAACAAGAGAUAUUUGAAGCGUUUUCGCUUUUUGACAUGAACAACGACGGAUUUGUGGACUAUCAUGAACUCAAGGUAGCGGCACGCGCUCUGGGAUUUGAGCUCUCGAAACAAGAACUACUGGAGCUGCUCGAGAAAUACGACAGGGACGGCAGGCGUCUGAUGCAUUAUGAUGACUUUUUCGUAGUCAUGGGCGAGAAAAUCCUCAAUCGGGACCCAUUAGACGAAAUCAGACGCGCGUUUCAGCUUUUCGACGACGACAACACGGGCAAGAUUAGCCUGAAAAAUCUAAGACGAGUAGCGAAAGAGCUCGGCGAAAAUCUUACCGAAGAUGAGCUACGCGCAAUGAUUGACGAAUUCGACCUUGACGAUGAUGGAGAAAUAAGUGAACGUGAGUUCAUCGCUAUCUGCACGGAUACUUAA